Metarhizium acridum CQMa 102 is the source of this 723-nucleotide messenger RNA. RefSeq lists its product as uncharacterized. Lineage: Eukaryota; Fungi; Ascomycota; Sordariomycetes; Hypocreales; Clavicipitaceae. The record is from RefSeq and is a predicted model, not a curated record.
AUGAAGCCAGCUGCCGUCCUCGUCGGCGCCUGUUUCCCCCCCCUGGCCUACGCCAACGUUGGCCUCUCGUGGAAAUUCAACGACCCGCCCCAGACGGGGCUCAAGGACGUCACGUUCCCCAUCAACAUGGCCAAGGCCAGGCACGAGACGGGCUACUACCUAGCCCAGCAGUUCAGCUUCAAGGGCAUGAAGAGGCCGGGGUACAUUGGCAUCCAGCCGCGCCCGGACAGCAAGGGCCGGAGCAUCGUCCACGCGGCCUUCUCCUCGUUCCAGGGCGGCACGGCCACCUGCCACCCCCGGUGCCGCUCCGGCGCCGACGGCGGGCGCGGCGUCAGCUGCGCCAUCGACGUCCCCGGCGACUACGCCCACACGUACAACCUCACCGUCGAGAAUGUCCGCGACAACACCACCUGGCGGGGUCUCCUGGUCGACACCGUCACCAAGAAGACGCACGAGAUCGGCGCCUGGACCCUGCCUAGCGGCGCUGGUAAGAUUCGGAGUUCCCAGGUCGGCUUUGUCGAGUACUUCCCGUGGAAUGGGCACCAGCGCAUAUGCCCGCGGCAGCCCAAGAUCGAGGCGACCUUUUACAACCCCUGGUCCAACACGGGCGGCGGUGCGGGCGUCGUCGCGGGCGUGCACGACUAUGGCGACUGCAAGGGGUCCGAGAACUUCACGUCGACCAAGGUUGUGGGUGGGUACACCGUCAACUACGGCCGGGUGUAA